Geosmithia morbida is the source of this 672-nucleotide messenger RNA. RefSeq names its product trafficking protein particle complex subunit 6. The transcript is spliced from 4 exons. The record is from RefSeq and is a predicted model, not a curated record. Gene Ontology annotation, cellular component: TRAPP complex; trans-Golgi network; cis-Golgi network. Gene Ontology annotation, biological process: endoplasmic reticulum to Golgi vesicle-mediated transport; regulation of GTPase activity. The coding region runs from base 1 to 672 and encodes 223 amino acids. Lineage: Eukaryota; Fungi; Ascomycota; Sordariomycetes; Hypocreales; Bionectriaceae.
AUGUCGUUCGAACCUGUCAUGCCACCAUACAAUGGAUCCGAUCCGUCGGCCUCCUUCGUGAGCUCCUCAGCUCUUGAUUUCCUUCUCAUCGAGCUGGUCCCCCUAGCAUACCGCGUGACGACAGAGACGCCGAUGGCGGCGGACUCAGAAGAAGAUGAAGAAGGCACAGCCACUGGCAAAGAAGCAGCGACGACGACAGCCGAUACCGUUGCUGCUAAUGGAAGCACGUCUGCGGUCAGCCUCAGCAGGAUAGACGAGGAUGAGGCCAUGGAUGCUGUACAGCAUAAGCUAGAGUCAACGGGGUAUCGUGUUGGCCAGGGACUCGUCGAGAGGUUCUCCAAGGACCGCCCGCGGUUUAGCGAUUCCCUCGAUGUCAUCAAGUUUCUUUGCAAGGAUUUUUGGUCGCUAGUCUUUGGAAAGAACAUCGACAAUCUGAAGACCAACCAUCGAGGUGUCUAUGUCUUGACCGACAACGUCUUUCGACCAUUCUCACGCAUGAGCAGCGAACCCGGUGGCCAAGCCGUCACACGCGCUCAGCCAUUCCUAUGGUUCCCAGCCGGAAUUGUAAGGGGAGCCCUCGCUGCUCUGGGUACGGAAGCCACUGUUCAUGCAGAGGUGCAUGACCUGCCCGCCGCUGUGUUCCAAAUCAAAACUAUGCCCGCCAAGCCAUAA